Messenger RNA from Capsaspora owczarzaki ATCC 30864, 2314 nucleotides. RefSeq lists its product as hypothetical. The record is from RefSeq and is a predicted model, not a curated record. The transcript is spliced from 4 exons. NCBI's taxonomy places the organism in Eukaryota, Filasterea, Ministeriida, Capsasporidae. Bases 52 to 2205 code for a protein of 717 amino acids.
CGUCAAUUGUGGAAGCACAACACCAGCUCAAUCGUCGGAGUCUUGCCACAAAUGCAGCCGCUACGACGACGACGACAACAGUCUGCCAUUGCUGCGAGAACCAUCGUUGCUGCGCUGCUGGCUUGCGUGGCGGUGGUGGUGGUCAUGCUGGCUGAAGUGAGCUUGUCGGCGGUCGACAAUGCCAUUGCGCCGACUGGCACGUCCGACGCGCUCGAGCGAGACCGCGCUGCUCCCGACGCCAGCACUGCUGCUGCUGCUACUACUACUGCAACUGUUGCUGCUGCUGCUACUGCUCCGUCGACCGAGGGCAAGACGCGGCCGUCGCAGUUUGCCAACUGGGCGUUUGACGCUCACUCGCGAAUCACCGCCGACACGCUGCCCGUUCGCACGGUGGACGCGCGCGCCGCACAUGCGCCCAGCGACAUUCCCGAUGCAGUCUAUGUCGCUGGUGUCUCGCCUCAGCCGCUGGCGCAUCCGCGACUGGUCGCACUGUCCGAUCGCGCCGUCGAGAGCAUUCUCAAUCUCAAUCCCGCCGCCAUCCGCGCUGAGGCAGAUUCGGCCGCAGCAGCGUCUCUCUUUGAGCGUUUUGUCGGAGGGAGCUAUCUGCCUCGAAAUGCCCGGCCAAUGGCACACAACUACGCCGGACAUCAGUUUGGAUCAUGGGCUGGACAGCUGGGCGAUGGCCGCGCAAUCUUGCUUGGUGAAACCACUUCACGUUCUGGCCAGCACUGGGAGCUUCAACUCAAGGGCUCUGGUCGUACCCCAUUCUCGCGCGAUGGAGAUGGUCGAGCCGUCGUGCGCUCCUCUGUACGCGAACUGCUCGCCAGCGAGGCACUCUAUGCGCUGGGAAUUCCGACAACACGCGCGCUCGCACUUGUUGCCGGCGAUGAGACGGUGCUUCGCGACCCCCUGGGCGAUGGGCAUCCAGUUCCAGAGCGCACGGCCGUUCUGUUGCGAGCCAGUCCUUCUUGGCUGCGAUUUGGGUCGUUUGAGCGCUUUGCAGCCUUCGGCAGCCAACCGUCUAGACCAGACAUCCAGCGCCAACUUGUGCAAUUCCUGCAAGCGCACCACGCUCCUGAAUUGGUGCGCAAGGACGGCCAGAGCGUGGGGCUGAUGGGACGCAUCGCUGGGCGCGUCAGCCAGUUUCUCUCAGGCACCCUCUUCCAUGCUUCAUCGAAUGAAGAGCACUCGCAGCAAUUGUUUUCCAAGCGCACUCCGCCGACCACGUUUGAGCACCUGCGUCAGGGUUCGCCUUUGUUGCGGGCGUACCGAAUGGUUGCCGAUUUCGUCAGCCAAUUCAACUGGGCGCGGGUCUCUGAUGCCGGAUGGGCCGCGCAACUUUUGGCUGAGGAGGACCCUGUCGACUACAGCCGAUGGUUUGUCGGCGUUGUCAACAACACUGCUUGGCUGGUUGCGAACUGGCAAGCAUACGGCUUUGCGCAUGGCGUCUGCAACACGGACAACUUUUCCAUUCUUGGCCUGACGCUUGAUUAUGGACCGUUUGCGUUCAUGGAGGCGUAUAAUCCGGAUCUUCGACCCAAUGCUUCAGACGAGUCCGACAUGUACACUUUCAGUCAGCAGUCAAGCGUGGCGUACACCAAUUUGAUGUGGUUGGCGCAGGCGUUGGCCGAACUCAUUCCUGAACAAGAUCGCCGAACAGCCCUCGGCGCCUUUGCGCGACUCCAUGAAGAAUACUACUUGCAGGUCAUGCGACGCCGCCUGGGCUUGGACAAUGAAGAAGACAUUGACGCGCAUAUUGUGCAAGAGUUCAAGCGACUGCUCUUCCUGUCCAAGGCCGAUUAUUCGCUCAGCCUCCGCUUCCUUGCCGACAUUCGUGACACGCACGUCGCCAACAAAACGGUGCCCGAGCACGCGUGGGCGUUGAAGGACAUUGCUCAAGCCGAGCCCGAGGACUUUUACAGCUGGCUGAGCAUGUGGUACAAGCGCAUUCACCGCAACCACAAUCGCGAUCCCCUGGUGACUUUCGAGGCGAUGAAUGCCGUCAAUCCUCGGUACAUUCUCCGCAAUUGGAUGGCCCAGCAGGCCAUUGAGGAAUACCUCGGCGAUGGCAACUCGCAGUCCGUUCAGCGAUUACUCGACGUUCUGCAACAGCCGUUUGAGGUGAACGAUUGGGCCGAAGCGGCUGGCUACGCCUCGCGUCCUCCGUCCUGGGCUGCUGAAUUGCGGGUGAGUUGUUCUUCUUGAGAACAGGGUUCCGUCUGUUUUUGGUGUAUUUUUGGUGUGCUUGUCGAUUGUUGUCAAUCCGAAACAAAAAAAAAGAAAAGAAGAAGAAGAAGAAGAAAACAAAAAAGAG